GGACAUCUCCACACGACACACUGGGGGUCAGUUCUGAUGGUGCAGCACGUUCGAGCAGCAACACGGACGCGCCCAAGACAGUAUCAGGGCAGCGAACGGAAGUAGCAGCACUCCUUGGAGGUGUCCAAACUCUACAAGAAGCAACAGAACUACAGAAGCGUAUCGUCUCAUGCAAUGCUAUUUUUGAAUCAUUUGGAAACGCUGCCACCAGAAGAAAUCACAACAGCAGUCGAAUUGGCCGGCUCACGCUCCUCCAUUUUGACGGCGGAGGCCUUCUGAGGGGUGGGAGUUUGAGGACAUACUUACUGGAAGCGUCCCGCAUCACGGCACACAAAAGAGGCGACAGGAAUUUCCACGUUUUCUACCAGCUAUUGCGAGGCACGGCUGACGAUCUACGGAGGUCUAUGAGGCUGUCAAAUGACGAGGAAGCGUAUCGGAUCUUGAGGCCUGUAGAAACCCACAAUUUCCUGCAGAAGCUUUUCUCCAAAGAGCAGCAUGCAGCCCGCCGAAGCGAGGUGGACGCCGUGGAAAGCAAUGUUCAGGUUCCCCCUGAUGUCGAUCAGGAAAAUUUUGAGUUAAUGAUGAAAGGAUUCGAGCUUGCGGAGUUCUCAGCUGGUGAAAUCACUGAAUUGCUGCAUUUGCUGGCGGGGCUUCUUCACCUGUCCAACGUUUCUUUUAUGAAGGACGAAGACGACAUUUUGCAGCUUGAGGAUACAGCGUCCCACGAGGCACUCAAUAACGCGUCUUUGCUUCUUGGGCUGCAGGAUGAGAAGCUCAAAGUUUUGCUGCAGUGUCGCUGUAUGCACCUCAAGGGAGAUGCCCUGUUCACACACAGAAAUGAGCAGCAAAGCGCCUGUGCCCGCUCUUCGCUUAUCAAGUUCAUCUAUAGCCGCCUUUUCGACCACAUAGUGAAUCGACUAAACGACAGCGUUGCACAGCACCUAGCAAAUCCUGAACCGCAGGAAGGAGGAAGCAUACCAGCAAGCAAGACAAUUGGGAUACUCGACAUAUACGGGUUUGAGUCCUUUGGACUGGAAAAUGGACUGGAGCAGCUCUGCAUCAACUACGCGAACGAGAAGCAACAACAGCUCUUCGUCCAGCAGGUCAUAGAGGAAGAGGUGGCCCUGUACACUAGAGAAGGAGUCACGAGCCCGGCAGUUGCAGCAAGAAACAAGGCCUCUCAUCAGCGCUCCAACGCAGAGCAGGAGACAGAACAGCAUCUGACAAGCGAAAAAGCAAAACCGCCGGGGUCGUUCAAGGCAGAUCUUGAGCUCAGUCUCCUCUCGAGCUUGCCCGACACCUCCGCAUUGCUUCGCGAUUU
This is a messenger RNA of Eimeria maxima, 1321 nucleotides long. RefSeq lists its product as hypothetical. Lineage: Eukaryota; Apicomplexa; Conoidasida; Eucoccidiorida; Eimeriidae. The transcript has 4 exons. The record is from RefSeq and is a predicted model, not a curated record. Gene Ontology annotation, cellular component: cytoplasm; actin cytoskeleton; myosin complex. Gene Ontology annotation, molecular function: ATP binding; microfilament motor activity; actin filament binding. The annotation marks the transcript as partial. Gene Ontology annotation, biological process: actin filament organization; vesicle transport along actin filament.